This is a messenger RNA of Populus euphratica (Euphrates poplar), 2554 nucleotides long. RefSeq lists its product as uncharacterized. The record is from RefSeq and is a predicted model, not a curated record. The transcript is spliced from 8 exons. Bases 970 to 2409 code for a protein of 479 amino acids. Gene Ontology annotation, cellular component: actin cytoskeleton. Gene Ontology annotation, molecular function: zinc ion binding; nucleic acid binding; actin binding. Gene Ontology annotation, biological process: actin filament depolymerization. NCBI's taxonomy places the organism in Eukaryota, Viridiplantae, Streptophyta, Magnoliopsida, Malpighiales, Salicaceae.
AUGCAAAAUUGGACAAACCACACUGCACUAUAUUGUCACAAAAAUAAAGAGCAUGCUUUGAAGUGAAAGCAGUGCUUCUACCUAAACCUGACAUUGCUGAAGCAGUUGCUUUCGGCGUCCCCGGUGACACAUACGGGGAAAAGAGGUAACACGAUUAAUUUCCUCAGGCGCCAUCCUGUUUAGUUAACAGCUCAUCAACUCUUGAUCUCACUAGCAGCUACAUGUAAUUGCGAACAUCAAGAAAAAGAAAAAGAAAAACUUUGGAUGCCGACGUAAUAUGGGCACACAGUCCAGUCAUUUGGCCGCACUGUGAUUGAAACAUAUACCUGAAAGUAGCAAUUUAGCAAUUUUUUUUUUCUUCCUCCUGUUUUUGUUUGUCUUUUCUGACAAGUACUGGCUAAAGUUAGUGGCUCGUAUGCUACUAAAUGGACGCCAAUGAGGUCAUGGAGGACCUUCUGUAACUAUUUUUGCCGAUAACGUAUGGAGAUGGAUCGAUAUGGAACUAUUAAAGUAUUUGGUUACAGUUUGGUUGCUCACAGGAAAUCUGGGUUUUUGGAACCUUUGAGGUCAUGGAUGUGACUAAACUUGGGUGUCUUAUAGCCAGGUCAGAUUGAACCACGUUAGGAGUUGUAACCAAGUGGAAACCAUCUCCAUUUUUAUUACCUCGGCCCAACUUAAUUCUGGGCCAUUUUCCCUGACAAAGGGAUAAGACUGGGCAAAAUUCUGAUUCAAUCUUGGUGAGCUGAGCUGGGCCUAGCCAAUAUAAUUGCGAAACUGGACUUAGAACUGGACAUAAAAAUACAGAAGUCUGUUGCAAAUCCCUCCUUCCAGUCUCCGGCCAAAAAAGAAGAAGAGAGAGAAUACAUUGCCACUGUAAAACCCUACACAAAGACACAGCUUCCUCUUAGUCCAAGCUCCUCUGAAAACAACGGCUGUCGUUCUUCUUUAGCUCUAUAAUUUGAAGACAAGAUGGUGAGCAAAAGGCAGAAACUAGCACGAAAGAUAUACAAAGAAGAACAUCCAGAGUUGUUUCCAAAACCAGAACCAACACCACCUAACGACCCCAACAACAAGAAGAAGAAGAAGAAGAAGAAGAAGAGCUUGUUCAAGAGAAAAAAUUCUGACCCAAAAGACCCAAAUAAAGCAAAUAAAAAAGGGUUUAGAAAACACCCUCUUAGAGUUCCUGGUAUGAAGCCUGGUGAUAGUUGUUUUAUUUGCAAAGCCCAAGACCAUAUUGCCAAACUUUGCCCUCAAAAAGAUGAAUGGGAGAAGAAUAAGAUAUGUUUGCUUUGUCGGCAUCGUGGGCAUAGUCUGAAGCGUUGUCCUAAGAAGAACGAUGAGACUAUGGAUCAGAAAUUGUGUUACAAUUGUGGGGAAACAGGGCACUCUCUUUCUCAAUGUCCUCAGCCUCGAGAAGAUGGGGGGACAAAGUUUGCCAAUUGCUUUAUCUGUAAUGAACGUGGACAUUUGAGCAAGGACUGUCCUAAAAAUACUCGUGGCAUAUACCCAAAAGGUGGUUGCUGUAAAAUAUGUGGUGGUGUAACACAUUUGGCUAGAGAUUGUCCCGAUAAGGGCAAGAGAGGUGACAUGGCCUUUGGCAGAGGAGCCAUUGGAAGGGAAGUAAGGCCUACUGGGCGAGUGACUAAGUUUGUAAGUGGAGAUGAGCUUGAUGAUGAUUUUAUGACAGAAAACAUGUUUAGCAUUCCAAAAGACAAGUCAACUGAUUCAAAAGUUGUUCCUCCCGAUUCAAAGGAUGGUCAUGUAAAAUCAAAGAAGAAACAAGGUCCCAAAAUAGUGAACUUUGUAGCAAUUCUCAGCCCAUGUUUUGCCCCUCAAAUCUCUCACCUUCCCUGUAUUUGUCUAAGCUCUCAUUGUAUACCCCAAGUUAAGGAUCUCUAUCCCCUUCCCUUCUAUUUUCCCAUCUUUCCAUUCCAUUUUCCUUUCUCUUCUUCCAGCUGGGUUCUCACAAGGUUUUUGCUCUCUUUGGAAGGCAACAUGGCUAAUGCAGCUUCGGGAAUGGCUGUUGAUGAUGAAUGUAAGCUGAAGUUUUUGGAACUGAAGGCAAAGAGAAACUAUCGAUUCAUCAUUUUCAAGAUCGAAUCUCAGCAAGUGGUGGUAGAGAAACUCGGGAGCCCUGAAGAAACCUACGAGGAAUUCGCUGCUUCCCUCCCUGCUGAUGAGUGUCGCUAUGCUGUCUUUGACUAUGAUUUCAUUACCAAUGAGAAUUGCCAGAAAAGUAAAAUCUUCUUCAUUGCAUGGUCACCUGAUACAUCAAGGGUGAGAAGUAAGAUGGUUUAUGCAAGCUCCAGAGACAGAUUCAAGAGGGAACUAGAUGGCAUUCAAGUGGAGUUGCAAGCAACCGAUCCUAGCGAGAUGAGCUUCGACAUUAUAAAGUCUCGAGCUCUUUAGAGACUGUUCUUGUUUCUUCUUUCAGCAAUCAGCCUUUCUUGACAAAUUACAUUUUGCCGGUGUUUAUUUACUUGUUUGUUUUUUUUUUUUUCAUGUUUAUUCUUCUAACUUGUUCUAAUUUUCGUUAUAUGAAUUUUAUGUUAAA